Fusarium subglutinans is the source of this 1698-nucleotide messenger RNA. Its product is annotated as fluconazole resistance. The record is from RefSeq and is a predicted model, not a curated record. Gene Ontology annotation, biological process: transmembrane transport. Lineage: Eukaryota; Fungi; Ascomycota; Sordariomycetes; Hypocreales; Nectriaceae. The transcript has 2 exons. Gene Ontology annotation, molecular function: transmembrane transporter activity. The coding region runs from base 1 to 1698 and encodes 565 amino acids.
AUGGAGAAAGUUGAAACUUCACAUUCAGAUCCCAACGAUCAUCGCGAAUCUCAUACUUCUCACAGCGAUGAAGAAUCAUCCAUAUCAUCAUCCUCACACCACAACCAUCAAAAUGACGACAUUUCGCGAACAUACUCCCUCGGCGACACAGAAUGGCAGAGCAUCCGCGCCCCAAACACAGGAGUAAGCAUGACGCGAACUGUGUCGCGGCGAGAAUCUGUUCUAUCGCGGAUUCGAUCACGGCCUGUCCCUGUGUUUACGCAUCCUCUCGCGCACGUCAAAACCACAGAGGAUCAGCUCGUUGACUUUGACGGGCCUGAUGAUCCGUACAGACCGAUGAACUGGCCUAACAAGAAGAAGAUCAUUACUACCAUGCUGUACGGGUUGGUUACUAUGUCAGCGACGUGGGCGUCUUCGUCGUAUUCGUCUGGUACGGCGCAAGUAGCAGCGCAUUUCCAUGUCGGCACCCAAACCGCUACUCUAGGCACGACGUUGUUCCUUGUUGGUUUUGGAAUUGGGCCUUUGCUUUGGGCGCCGCUGAGUGAAGUCUACGGACGACGACAGGCGGUGCUCAUCCCAAUGUUUAUAGCGAUAUGCUUUAGCUUCGGAAGUGCCGUCGCAAAAGACUUCCAGACGCUGAUGAUCACGCGAUUCUUCUGUGCGUUCUUUGCCUCGGCGCCUGUCACGAAUACAGGUGGUGUUCUAGGCGAUUUGUUUCUACCGUCGGAGAGGGGAAUUGCUAUGGCGGGGUAUGCCAUGGCUGUCGUUGGAGGUCCUGUUCUCGGUCCUAUUGUUUCAGCUGCUGUUGUGCAGGACCCGAGUCUUGGCUGGCGGUGGACUGAGUACCUUACUGGUAUUGUGCAGAUCAUCUUUUUAACACUGGCUGUUAUUUUUGUUGAUGAGAGUUAUCCACCGAAACUUCUCAUCUACAAAGCUCGACGCCUACGUCACGAAACAGGUAAUUGGGCGCUUCAUGCGAAAUUCGAGGAAUGGGAUGUUAGCAUCAACGAGCUCGCACGAAAGUUCUUGGUCAGGCCCGUUCAGCUCCUCAUGACGCCUAUUUGCUUCCUUGUUGCGUUGUAUGCCAGUUUCUGCUACGGUAUUCUGUACAUGCAACUUGGCGCCAUUCCCAUUAUCUUCAGAGAGAUCAGAGGCUGGGGUAUUCUGGUAUCUUCACUGCCUUUCAUCUGCAUUCUCCUCGGAGCCAUUCUCGGAUGCGGAGCAAACGUAUACAACCAGCUCCUCUACAACAAAGCCUACCACGCAGCUGGAAACCGCGCUGUCCCCGAAAAGCGUCUUCCUCCUAUGAUGGUCGGCUCCGUGAUUUUCAGCGGCGGUCAAUUCCUCAUUGGAUGGACUGCUCAGAAGGAUAUUCACUGGGUCGUUCCCUGCAUUGGUCUUGUCUUGUUGGGAACAGGCUUCUUUACCAUCUUUCAAGCUGCGCUGAACUACCUCGUCGAUACGUUUACUAUGUACGCUGCUUCAGCUGUUGCGGCCAACACCUUUCUUCGAUCUUGUUUCGCAGCUGCUUUUCCGCUGGUGGUUGGACCACUGUAUCAUAAUAUUGGUGUUGGACCUGGGUCUAGUAUCACUGGUGGUUUUGCAGCUUUGUUGAUUCCAGUUCCGUUUGUGUUUUAUAUUUAUGGAAAGAGGAUCAGGGCGAGAUCCAAGUGGUCAAAGGCUUCGGUGUAUGACUGA